This is a messenger RNA of Aspergillus tubingensis, 7728 nucleotides long. RefSeq names its product polyketide synthase. The record is from RefSeq and is a predicted model, not a curated record. NCBI's taxonomy places the organism in Eukaryota, Fungi, Ascomycota, Eurotiomycetes, Eurotiales, Aspergillaceae. The coding region runs from base 1 to 7728 and encodes 2575 amino acids. Gene Ontology annotation, biological process: fatty acid biosynthetic process; secondary metabolite biosynthetic process. The transcript has 7 exons. Gene Ontology annotation, molecular function: oxidoreductase activity; fatty acid synthase activity.
AUGGAUUCUCUUGCUGUUAUAGGAUAUGCCGUGCGGUACCCACAAGACGCCAGUGACUCUGUGAGAUUCUGGGAUUUUCUGUUGAAGGCCCGGGAAGCAAGCACUGCAUUUCCAGAAGACAGAAUCAACCAGAAAGCAUUUUACCAUCCUGAUCCUGACCAUGGAGGAACGAUUCAUGCCAAGAGGGCACAUUUUCUCAAAGACGACCCGGCUAGCUUUGAUGCGGCGUUCUUCAAGAUGAGCAAAACAGAGGUCUUGAGCCUAGACCCCCAACAUCGUCUCGUCAUGGAGAACGUAUACCACGCAUUGGAGAAUGCUGGAAUUCCAAUGGAGACUGCCAUUUCAUCCAACACCUCGGUAUUUGUGAAUGGCUACAACCAUGAUCAUGCGGACAGCCUAAACACCGACCCAGAGACGAUACUCAAGUACAAACCUACCGGAACCGAGAACUCUAUGAUAUCGGGGAGACUCAGUUGGUUCUAUGAUUUUCGUGGGCCUAGUUUGACGGUCGAAACAGCAUGUUCUGGCAGCCUCGUUGGUCUUCAUCUAGCUUGUCAAAGCUUGAAGACAAAUGAAAGUGAUAUGGCCAUAGUGAGCGGUGUGAAUGUUAUUGGUUUCCUCCCACAUAUGGUUGGUAUGGACUAUUCCGGUUUCAUGGGAUCAGAAGGGAGAUGUUUCGCUUUUGACCACAGAGCCGAUGGAUAUGCCCGCGGUGAAGGAGUAGGCACGGUGAUUUUGAAACGUCUUCCAAGCGCUUUGGAGGAUGGUGAUACUAUAAGAGCGGUUAUUCGCGGUACUGGUUUAAACCAGGAUGGCCGCACACCGGGGAUCACAUACCCCAGUUUACGAGCGCAAGUAAGACUUAUCGAGACAACUUAUCAGAAUGCAGGACUAGAAACGGAGGACACAUGUUACAUAGAGACACAUGGUACCGGCACGCAGGCUGGGGACUAUGUCGAAGCGUCGUCCAUUAACAGUGGCUUUAAGACAGCUACAAGAGGCUUACCGCUCUACGUUGGUGCUCUGAAAACAAACAUCGGCCACCUGGAGGGUGGCUCUGGGAUUGCUGGUCUCAUCAAGACCAUUAUGAUCUUGGAGACAGGUAUAAUCCCGCCCAACGCCAACUUCGAGAAGCCAAACCCCAAAAUUCCAGUGGAUGAUUGGAAGAUCAGAUUGCCCAUUCAGUGUGAGGCAUGGCCUACCUCAAAGCUUCGACGUGCAUCGGUCAGUUGCUUUGGGUUGAGUGGAACCAAUUUCCAUUGUAUCCUUGACGAUGCAUACAAUUUCCUCCGCAAACACAAGAUAUCUGCGAAACAUAGAACAAGAAUUGGUGUGCCAACGCAUGAUGAGCUUCGAUUUCUCCAGCAAGAACUUGAUUAUAUAAAAGAUAUGACGCAUACAGGGGAUGGCAGUCCUCCGGAGAGAGUUACGUUUAGCCCCAAAUCGCCGAUGCCGGUUUCUCUAUCCCAGGAGAGUGUUCAUCCGGCUGGAGGCUCUCGGUCUUCCACGGCCCUCUUCAUAUUGUCUGGAUUUGACAAAGACUCGCUCAAUCGGGUUAUUUCCGGUUUAACCGAAUACAUACAUGUGAAAGGUCGACUAUCAUCUGAGGAUGAGAGGAAGUUUCUGCAUGAUCUGAGCUUUACGCUGUCGCGGAGAUCACGAUUCAAUUGGAGAGUAUCCCUACUAGCCAGUUCCAUUUCACAAUUACAAAGUCGGCUUGCCAACGAUUCGCUUACGCCUCAACAAGCGCGAGCCUCCCCCAGACUUGGCUUCGUCUUCACUGGGCAAGGGGCUCAGUAUGCAGGGAUGGGCCGACAGCUCCUUGCUUACCCGGUAUUUCGGAGAUCAAUCGAAGCUGCUGAAAGAUAUUUCCAGUUCCUGGGCGGUAAAUGGUCUUUACUCGAGGAGCUUGGGCGGGACAAGAACAGCACCAGAAUAAAUGAGCCCACCAUCGGACAUCCAGCGUCAACAGCAAUCCAGAUUGCUUUACUUGACCUACUGACAAGCUGGGGAAUUUUCCCCACUCGUGUCGUGGGGCAUUCUUCGGGAGAAAUCGCUUCUGCGUACUGUGCCGGCAAGAUUUCCAGACAGGCAGCAUGGAAAGUCGCUUUCUUCCGUGGCCAGGUUGUCUAUGGCUCAAUAGCACGUCCAGGAUCAAUGAUGGCUGUGGGAUUGAGCCCAGAUGACCUACAACCAUAUCUUGAAGAGGUGCAGCAAAGUGAUCCGAACGGGGUAUUGACUAUUGCAUGUUUUAAUAGCCCGAAGAACCAAACAGUAUCCGGCGACAGCGCCAUGGUCGAUGCCCUCAAGAGCGUGCUGGAUGCAAAGCGAAUAUUUGCACGAAAGCUAAACCUGGGAAAGGCUUACCAUUCUGAGCAUAUGAAAGUGUUCACCGAGAGCUACCAGGCUUUCAUGGGCUCAUUGGAGCAGGGCAACACGGUUUCUCGAGACCAGCCUAUCUCUUUGUUCUCGACCUUUACAGGUGACAUACUUCUAGAUCCAUCUAUGGAUUCCUCUUAUUGGUGUGCGAAUAUGGUGAGUCCCGUCAAAUUCGAACAAGCUCUCCGGGCAUUGUGCUAUAGUUCUUCCGAAAAGCAAACUUCGCCGAAUGGGGAGCACGAAACCCCUCUGCAAAUAGAUGAGCUCAUUGAGAUUGGAUCACACGGGGCACUUCGAAGCGCCAUCACAGAAACGAUCGACAUGGCGCAAGGGAUAACCUACCAUUCAACCUUAGAUCGCAAUGCUUCUGGCCCUGAUGGCAUUCUGCAGACCGUUGCAAACCUUGCCUCUAAGGGAUACCCUGUUGAUAUACCGAGUGUGAAUAAUGCCGACGACCUGCAUAGAGACUCAGAUUUACUUGUGGACUUGCCGCCCUACCCCUUCAACCACGAGAAAAAAGACAUUUACGAAAGCCGAUUUGCGAGGAAUUUCCGCUUACGACAGUAUCCCCGACAUGAUAUCUUUGGAGCACCAGUUACCGACUGGAAUCCGCGUUAUCCAAAGUGGCGGCAUUUCCUUCGUCUCAGCGAGAACCCUUGGCUCAGACAGUAUAAGCUCGAUGUUCAAUACGUGUUCCCGCCUGUUGGGUACAUAGCCAUGGCAAUCGAAUCUGUAAUGCAGGUAAACAGUGGGGAAAUGGCCAUGAAGGGUCUCCAUUUGGAGGGAAUUACCCUGGGUCCUUUGCUAGCACUGCCGGAUGAAGCCCAGGGAGUCGAAAUCAGUUUAUCACAUUACCCUCACGGCGACGGUAGUGACUUGACCCGGUUCCAAGUCAGCUCAUACAACGAAAGCCAAGAAGACUGGACUGAGCAUUGCUCUGGCUACUUUAGUAUUGGCUAUGACGAUGAGGGCAUGGUUCAUUCAGGCCUUGCAGAUACCAAUAAAGCCGAGGAACUCAAAGGAGACCUCUCUGGCCAGAGACAUGGUUGCGAGAGACAUGUCAAGUUUGACGAUAUGUGCAGAAGUCUUUCAUCCUCUGGCUUAGAACUUGGGCCCAUAUUUCAGAACCUAUCGUCCAUAAGAGUGAGCGGUAAAAGGGCUGGAAGAUGCAUCGGAACUAUACAAGUACCUGAUGUGUCCUCUGUCAUGCCGAAGAACUACAUGCAUCCUCAUCUACUGCACCCUGUCACUUUGAACGAUUUCGGAAUAGCCGCUACUGCUGCAAUACACGACUUGCAGCCACACAAUACGGCGAUGAAAACAUUCCUGCCCUCCUUUAUUGAGCAUGUCUGGGUGUCUACCGAAACUUCAUACGACCUGCACACAAAAUUCAAUUGCGUGGGUACAGCUACAGCAAAGGGUCUUGGCAAGUAUAGCUGCGAUAUUGAGGCUUCAAUCGACUCCUCGUCUGCCGAACCCACGAUAGCCUUCAGCGGGGCGCAUUUUGAUCUAUAUGAAUCUAAGAUCCAGUCCUCAAAGACAGAUCUAUUGCCUAAAUUCUACUCUGUUGAAUGGAAACCUGACAUUCAUCUUCUGACAAACUCAUUCUUCGGCCAGGUCACCAAGCCGCCUACGACUGAAUCCGCCAGAUACGAGGUAGAAUGCCAGUGGUUCACCGACCUCCAGCUGGCCUCGGCGCUUCUUUCGACUGAUGCGCUCGUGAGCUUGAAGGGAGUGGAUCUGACCCAACUUGAACCCCAUUACCUCCGGUUCUACGACCUUCUCAAAUGCAUUGCUGCAGAUGUCCUGACAGACUCAAUGCCAAGGGUGCCUUUCAAAACAUGGCAGAAGUACGCUCAGGAUCAUGAUCUUAGAGAACAACUCUACCGUAGAGUGGAAGCUCGCGAUAGCGAUGGCGCACUGUUAAUACGGGUUGGAUCGAAUCUUGCAUCUUUCUUCCGCAAAGAAGCUGAUCCACUUUACGUCAUGUUCGGGCAAGAUGAUCUCAUGUCUCAGUACUACAAACAUGACUUCGAAAUUGGAUCUAUUUCUGAGAACCUAGCGCUCUACUUGGAUCUCUUCCGGUGGCAUAAGUCCAAUCUUCGCGUACUCGAAGUUGGGGGUGGAACGGGAUCAUUCACAGCGCAUGCACUCACUAAUCUCUGUCCGCCGGGUAUGGACAGGUCAGUGUCGGAGUACGUGUUCACUGAUCUCUCUCCAGGCUUUUUCGCGAAAGCGAAGGAGUCACUGAAUGGGUGGGACGAUAUCAUGACGUACAAGAAGUUUGAUGUUGGGAACAAUCCCAUAUCCCAGGGGUUUGACCCAGGAACAUUUGAUCUGAUUGUGGCAAGCAAUGUACUCCAUGCAACUCCCAAUCUACAUAGCACAUUGAAAAAUAUCCACAGUCUUCUCAAGCCCGGUGGAAAGCUGGUGUUCCAUGAAGGUGUCCGCCAAGAUACUUCGUGGACCAACAUAUCGUUCAGUCCGCUGCCAGGCUGGUGGCUGAGCACCGAGCCUGAGAGAAGAUGGUGUCCCUAUGUGCCAACAAGUACAUGGGAUAGGUAUCUCCGUGAGUCUGGCUUUUCCGGGCUGGACGUGGAGUUCCCGAGCUCUGAUUAUCCAGAGUUUUCAAAAAUUAGCCUUAUGAUCUCAACUGCUAGAGAAGGAACCAAUAUCUCUUGGAGCGAGGCGAACAGUGUUAUCAUCAUCAUCGCGGAUGAUGAAAGCUCUACUCUGGCCCAUGAGUUCCAGAGCCAGAUAGAAUAUCUGGGGCCUCAUUGCUCCAUACACACACUGGCGGAAAUGGAAGCUAUGGAUGUGCUAGAUAAGACAUGUGUGCUUUUCAUGGUGUCCAAUCCUCUUAUCCCAACAGAUUCGAACAUUAAAUCAUACAACAAGCUAGAAAACAUCCUCUUCAAGAGCAAGAACAUUUUAUUCGUGACUGGAGAUUCAGCAAAUAACCCAGCAUUCGAUAUUCCAAUCGGACUUAUUCGAAACAGACGAUUGCAGCAGGACCCUGACAACUCGAACCUUGUUACUGUUUCGUUGACCGAUACAGAGGUUACCCGGAAUACAAAUUCCGAACUUUUGGUCAGAGUUUUCGAGCACCAAUUUCUGUCAGGUACCGUGUCUACGAUCAGAAAUGCCGAGUAUCGCCUUGCACAGGGGGUCAUUCUUACGAACCGUGUUGCUCUCAACGCCGAUGCCAAUUCCACCAUUGGGGGUCGACUAUCGGCACCACGGCCAGUUCCACUUACGUGGGGCGACAUAGAUCGGCCAAUUAAACUCAUAGGUCAUGGCCGUUUUGUCUGGGAGACCGAUAACCUUCUCUCCGACAAUAUGCUGGGUGAGAAUGACGUGGAGGUGGACGUUAAAGCCGUCGGCCUUGGCUCUCGAGACGUCCGAGCAGCGACAGGAAAGCUUCCUCAGAUGACCCUGGGAGAAGAAGCUUCUGGGGUGAUAAUCAGGGUCGGAUCAUCCGUUAAGGAUUUUCAGACCGGCGACCGCGUCAUGUGUAUCAGUGACACUCAAGCAGGGAGAGAAGGAACGCUGAGGACAACGAUACGGAUAAACUCCUCUCUGGUCACCCGUAUCCCCGACAGCCUUACCUUCGAGGCUGCUGCUGGAUUACCUGUCUCUUGGCUUACAGCGAUCUAUUCUAUCAGCUACGCCGGUAGGUUGAUCACUGGCGAGAAUAUCCUGAUUCACUCUGCUGCGAGUAGUAUUGGGCAGGCGGCAAUCCAGUAUUCCCAGUCUCUCGGUGCAAAUGUAUUCGUGACAGUCUCCAACGUCGACGAGAAACAUUAUGUCGCACGGAAAUAUGGAGUUCAGCGAGAUCGUAUCUUCUCCAGCCGUCCUACUUCCUUCCCGGCCCAGAUCAAGCGACGAAUACCGUGUGGGAUGGAUGUCAUCAUAUCAGAUAUAACCACCGGGACUACUCAAGGUUCAGUGAAUUGUCUGGCACCUUUUGGCAGACUGAUAGCCAUCGGCAAUGGCGGGCCGCAGUCAGUCCACAACAUCUCUGCGUCAUGCAAUAUGGAUAACAUCACGAUAUCAAAAGUGAACCUCAGUUCUAUCGCCAGGAGCCGCCCGACAACUAUCCAAAAUAUUUUCCGAGAGACGAUGCGGCUAAUGGAGGAAUAUAAGAUUCGUUUUGAACCUCCUAGACGAGUUCUGACGUAUAGCCAAAUACAUCAGGGUAUCGAGAUGCUCCGGAAGGAAGCAAAUGCUGGAAAAAUUGUUCUUCGUCCUUCUGAGGAUGUUGUUCAGGUUGUUCCUGAAAUUCCGAGACCAUCUCCGUUGGAACAACAUGCAACCUACCUCCUCAUCGGUGCACUCGACGCCUUGCAUUGCAAGCUCGCUCUUCGGAUGGCAGAUCGAAGUGCUAAGAACCUGAUACUCUUGUCUCGUGCACGGGACUUGGAUACGGAGGAUCCACAACAGCAGAUUCUUGAUACCUUGCGAGAGCAAGGAUGCGAGGCACAUAUAUACCACUGCAACAUGUCUGAGGCGUCUGAAAUACAGUCUCUGAUUGCCGACUGGCGCAGUCAGCUUCCCCCUAUCCAUGGAAUUCUUGAGUCGACAUAUUGCAUGGGUGCUUCUAAUCAAACUGUUGCCACGCAUUCAACAAGCAGCUCUAAUAGUGUCAUCAUGGAGUUGCUUAAUCUGCACAAUGCCAUCCCAUCUGUUGAUUUCUUCAUCAUGAUCUCAUCGAUGUCGGAGCUUACAGGAAGUAUUAAUGACAGCGACUUUAGCGCAGCCGGUACAUUCCAAGGUGCAUUGGUUCGUCAUAGACUCUCACAUGGCUUGCACGCUGCGAGUGUCAACGUCCGGGACAUGAAAGAGGAGGAAAUCUUAGCGGCAGUCGACUAUAUGACGGAUAUUCGAAACCCUCCAACCGUGGAUUCCUGUCAGAUGGUCUGCAAUGUCCCAACCCCAGCAUCAUGCGAAGAAGUAGAAAAGCCAGUAAUGAGAUAUUUGUCCGCCCCCUUGUUCCAUCAACUUCCUAGCUUCCGUUCACGAGUGGCAAGCAUGCCAACAGAAUCCGCAAGAAGACCUAGUGUGGGCGACCUCCUGAACAAGACCAACAACACCGAACAGGCAGCUGCUGUCGUGUCGAGAGAGAUUCGACAGAAACUGUCGAACCUUCUUAAUGUCACCGAAGACGAGAUUAACGAAUUGCGUGAUAUUCGGACCAAUGGGGUCGACUCAUUGAUUGAGAUGGAGUUCCGGAAUUGGCUGGAAAGAGAACUCGACACAACGAUUACGUUGGAAGAUUUGACUUCAAUGAGUAUAUUGAAGUUGAGCGCACAUGUUGUUACAGCGUCACCUUUGGUUUCAUUUACCUAG